AUGGGCACGCAGGGCGGCUGGGGCAACGAGGCGUCCAUGGCAGCUGGAAUGGGCACGCGCAGUGCAGUCUCGGAGGCCCCGCUGGCAAUCGGCAUGGGCACGCGGGGCUGGGGCAACGAGGCGUCCAUGGCAGCUGGAAUGGGCACGCGCAGUGCAGUCUCGGAGGCCCCGCUGGCAAUCGGCAUGGGCACGCGGGGCUGGGGCAACGAGGCGUCCAUGGCAGCUGGAAUGGGCACGCGCAGUGCAGUCUCGGAGGCCCCACCGGCAAUCGGCAUGGGCACGCGGGGCUGGGGCAACGAGGCCGCGCCGGCAAUCGGCAUGGGCACGCGGGGCUGGGGCAACGAGGCGACCCUGGCAGUUGGCAUGGGCACGCGGAGCGGGGUCGAGGCCGCAGCCGGAAUGGGCACACGGAGUGAGGCACCCAUGGCGAUCGGAAUGGGCACGCGCAGUUCAUACGCAGAGGCGCCCGCCUUUGGCAUUGACGCCCCAGUGCAAAGCUUCGCGCCCGCGAGCUUUGCCAUGGAGGCGGUGACCGUGGCUACCGGCCAGGCGGCUGGGGUUCCGAGGCAGCAGGGCACGACGGUGGACAUCGUGUCCUGCUGCAGCGAGGGACAGGCCAUGGGGCAGGGGACGAUGUGCCAUCGACCGAGCGCGGUGUCUCCGCCUUCGCCUGCAGCCCCCUCGGUCUCUUUUUCCCCGGCCCAGGCCAGCCAGACGACGAGGGAACCUUUCCAGCAGAUGACCGCAGAUGAGAUGCUGCUCUGGCAAGUGCCCAAAAGCCGCCGGGCGGUGCAGAUCGCCUCUCGGCCAGUCUAUUGUGGCGAAGACGACUGGCCGCCGGAGGCCGUGCCGCACUCCUUCAGGCCUUCCACCUCAGCACAGGGCCCCGUGCCAGUUCCUGUGCGAGAAGCUCAGGCCAGAAGCCCGGCUGAAGAGGAGUCAGAGGCCACAUGCAGCGAUAGAGAGCCAGCCAGAGGAUUCCAAGGUACACCCGCCAGUUGCCUGGUCAGCUUCAGCCCAGCGCCCCGCUACGACCCCCUGGAGGCAGGCCGCCGCAAAACCGUGGCGGCUGAGGCCUUGGGCGUAAAGAAGACGGCGGGCCGCAAGACGGUGACGCAGGCCUUCCGGCGGCGGGUGCUGAGACACCACCCCGACAAGGGUGGCAACACGACGGACUUCCAGGCCAUCAAUGCUGCUCACAAGCUUCUCAAGUCUGCGGACGACGACCGCGAAUGA
Effrenium voratum is the source of this 1236-nucleotide messenger RNA. NCBI's taxonomy places the organism in Eukaryota, Dinophyceae, Suessiales, Symbiodiniaceae. The record is from the annotation of a GenBank genome assembly.